CAAUUCUGGGUAUACAUUUUCUGAUAAGAAUGCAAUAAACAUAGCACUGUCUAGAGUAAUUUCAAGUUAUGAAUUAAAAAUGCCUUUAGAGACGUCUUGGAAGUGCCAUGUAGAGUAAAACUAGUGCCACUGAGUGUUGGAAUGGAGCGCCAAUCAAAACUCAUUAUCAAGCGGUCCAAAUCAGGCCAAGUCUAGUCGGGUAGUAGUAGUUGCAUCCUCCCAUUGCCAGGAUGUCGAACGAUGUGCAGGUGGCCCGGGUAGCCAAGAUAGCUACCGAUGUUCCGCGUCGCAGUGGCAAGCAACGAGACUCUGGCGGAUUCCAGACUAAGCAUUCCGGUAGCGCUGCUGGUGAGGAUUUCGAGUACGUCUUCGGCAGCAUUUCGCCCCGUGGAGGAGGACCUGCUGCCAGGCACUUGCUAGGAUCCUGCGACUUAGACUCUCCAGAGCACACGCAACGGGACACAACGGAGAGCGACAACAACAUCUCCAGCUGCUCCACGCUAGACAUUGUCAACAAAGUUGAGCAACUGUCAGUACAGCAGCUAGAAAACCGGGUGCGGGAACUUACCCAGCGUCUUCAUCAGGCGGAAAGACAGCUCACUGAUAGCAACACGGAACGGGAGAUAUGCCACAAGCGACUGGAAGUGGUCAGCCAAGCACACGAGUGCCGCAUCACCGAGAUGCACUGCGUCAUCGCGGAGUUAAGCAAAAAAUUGCGCAGCAAGCAGGAUCAUAUAAUUAUGGAAGAGCAGGAACCCGACGGCAGUGAACUGAGCUUUCAAGAGGGUUCUGUGUACAACUCUGAGAUUAAUCUUACUAAUCCUGAUGCCGAGUGCCAGACGGAACCAUUAGAAGAUUUAGAAGGUGCCUGCAGUACUACCAGCGUAGGCAACAUUGAUCAUAAGGCACAGGAACUUAGCCACAAGGGUCAAGUGGAGGCAUUGCAGGAGGAGGUACUACACCUAAGAGCCCAGAUCGCCCUGCUUCAGUCGGAGAUUUCCACCAAGGAUGCUGCCGUGGUUGAGGAGCAGACAAAAGUCGCCUUUUUUGGUUGCGAAACAGAUGUCAACGAGAGUGGACAGCGCCUGAAUGAUUUAAAUGCUUGCAUAUCGCUGGCGAGCCCGCAGAAACGUGUUCCCGCAGUGCCGAAAAUGGCUGAGCGAGUUAAGUUGAGAUGCGCCAGCAAACACGAAUCUAGUGAUGAUCCAUCCCAAGAGCAGCAUACAUCAUUGAGUAAUGAGCACGUUAACUUGGUAGAACAUUUGGUGUGUGAACUGAAGGAGCAAAAUCUUUUCAUGGACAGCUUUAUGGAGCCCCUGCAACUGAACAAGCAGCUGGAGCGACUGCAGCGACGUGUUGAGCAUUUGGAAAUGCGAAACACUAUGUUGGCACUGACUCUGGAUGAAUGCAAAGAACACACCGAGCACCUGUAUUUGCUAUGCGGAAAAUAUGAGUCUAAUGCGGUGGCCCUCCAGCUGGCGCUUAACUGCAGUGAUCGCGCUAUAGAAGCCUAUGAUGUUAUGUUGGCUCUGCUGGAAAGCAAGUUGGCUCUCCUUGGAGAGAAAUCGGUGGCAGCGGAAGAAAGUCGUCGAUCGGUGGAAGCAGUGGCUAGGCAUUUACUCGCCCGAUUGGACAGCGAGAAAAACGUGUGUGAAAAUAGCCUGGGACCAUGGCAGCACAACAUUAACUUAGGUCCAGAGGACGCCCCGAAGAUUGGCCGCUCUUGGUGUGGCGACGACGACAACCGCCUCCGUUAUCACGUAUCAAAGUUAAAGGGUCGUCGUUCGAGUGUCCAGCACACUAUCGUCAGUCUGGAGUCACCUUUUUGCGACAUAUACGAAAGAAAGCGUUUGGCUUUGGAGAAGGAGCAUGAGCUUCGAAGCGACGACAAGAAGUCACCUAUCGACCUGGAGACGGCCGUGAUUAUGCAGGAGCUACUUGAACUGCGGGAUGCGAAUCUCCAGCUAAAGGCAAAAAUGGAUGAGGCCGAGCAGGAACGACAAAACGCCAACGAGCGAGUGGGUAUUCUACACGAAGCCUUAAAGCAGUUGCAGGCUAACAACCGUGUCUCUUACUCGGAGGCUGAACAUGCUGCUCUCACAGAGCAACAACUGGUUGAGGCCUUAACUCGGGAAACUGAACUGAAGAGUCGAAUUCAGACGCUUUUGGCCAAUGUCACCGCCUCGCAGAAGGCCUUCGACGAGAAAUACGAGCAACUGCAUCAUAAUGUGCGCGAACUGCAGAAAUCAAACCACAAUCUGGGACAAAUGUUGGAUCACACCAAACGCAAGUACCAACUGCGUGUUAGGAAGCUCGAGCAAAAAAUCGUUGACCUGCGGCUUGACUACGAACAAGACCACAAUCAUGUUCCUGAGACAACUCUAUAAGUGUAAGGAAACGCAUGACGGCCAUCCAGGAGGACUGAGUAACUGGACGUGGUGCGGGCGCGCUUGUCACAUAUCCCGCAAAAUAUCUUUACCCUUCGAUCAUAUCGCUUAUUUUACCUUCAACGCAAUGCCCAUCUAGAUCGAAGACACCCGUCCAGCAGUUCCUCCUGGAUCCGACAUGACCAAGACAGUAUCACGAAUGUGCCAUGCUAUAAACUUGCAGCUGGUGGGGCUGAGGCGUUGCCCUUUGCCCCGCGGAUCAGGCUGCAGCCACUACAUACUCAAAUACAUACAUAUUCAGAGGUGCCAUGAACUAGGCUCCAACCUAUCCAGAUAUCCGUGGGAUUGGGGCAUCCGUCUCUGGACCAUAAGCAAUUACAUAUACACACAUACAACUAGGCAAACUAAGAAGUUAGUCACGACGCAUACACGGGAUCCUAUAUUUAUACAAUGUAUUCGCAUUUUGCUUGUUAUAUGAAUUCAAUACAUAUGUAUUUAAAAUUGUACAAAUUAUAACAUGUCUACUGAAA
Molecule: messenger RNA, 2917 nt
Organism: Drosophila eugracilis
Lineage: Eukaryota; Metazoa; Arthropoda; Insecta; Diptera; Drosophilidae
Product: colorectal mutant cancer protein
Exons: 7
Coding region: 231-2387 (718 amino acids)
Source: RefSeq, a predicted model, not a curated record